AUGGAUGCAUUUAUAAUUCGUUCAACUGACAGCACUUCAGUGAGUGAAAUACCAAAGAAAAAAGCUAAAUUAAAUAUCAGACGUCAAUAUCAUGAAGAUUACUUAAACAUAGGAUUUUCUUGGUCCGGAAAUGUAGAUGAUCCUCGUCCAGGGUGUCUUGUAUGUGGCGAAAAAUUAUCCAACGAAUCAAUGGUUCCAAGUAAACUUAAACGACAUUUUUCCACCAAGCAUUCUCAUUUGGCUGAUAAAGAUUCAUAUUUUCAAUGUUUACUAGAAUCAGAAACACGACAAUCUAAAAAAAUGACAAAAAUGGUAACCAUUUCUGAUAAAACUCAAGAAGCUAGUUAUCUAGUAGCAGAGCUUGUAGCUAAACAAAUGAAACCUCACACUAUAGCAGAAAAACUUAUUUUACCUGCUUGCUGUGAAAUUUUAAAAGCACUUUUUGGUGAAGAAGCUGAAAAAGAAGUAUUGAAAAUUCCUAUAUCUGACAACACCAUCAGUAGGCGUAUAGAGCACAUGUCUGAAGAUAUUGAAGAACAAGUAUUGCAACAAUCUCGUGACUCUCCAUUUUUUUCAUUACAACUAGAUGAGUCAACUGACAUGAGUGGACAAGCACAACUUUUGGUUUUUAUACGCAUAGUUGCCAACGAAGACAUCGUGGAAAACUUUUUGUGUUGUAAAACACUUCCAGAGACAACCAAAGGUGAAGACAUUUUCGGAAUCGUGGACCAUUAUAUAAAAUUUGCCAAUUUACCAUGGGAUAAAUGUAUUGGAAGAAGCCCUUGUGGCAAAAACGUUGGUAGGUGA
Daktulosphaira vitifoliae (grape phylloxera) is the source of this 807-nucleotide messenger RNA. Its product is annotated as zinc finger BED domain-containing protein 5-like. The record is from RefSeq and is a predicted model, not a curated record. Lineage: Eukaryota; Metazoa; Arthropoda; Insecta; Hemiptera; Phylloxeridae. The transcript is spliced from 2 exons. The coding region runs from base 1 to 807 and encodes 268 amino acids.